UGACAAGCACGCUCGGGAACCCUGUCAACCACGAAUUUCCUGCUGACUGCGCCAUCGCCAACUCUCCCACCUCUGCUCAGCAGCGUCAGAUGCGACCUGAUGGCACCCGGCUCUCCAAGUUUCCUCGACCGACUCUCACCGAGCCGACAAAAGUCUCCCAUCCUACCACUCCACACGUCCCGACCGAAAUCUUCAGACGACUACGAUCUCGAUGAUUUAUCCCCCCGGCCCGAUGUGUCGCUGCUGUCAGAGUCGCCGCCGUUACCUAUAAAGAUGUCGAAAGGGCGCUCUCCUUCUCCCGUAGAUCCAUGGGACGAUGACCCUUUUGGCCCGGCGGGCUCUGUCUCCAAGUUGAAACCCAAGGCCAUGUUCGUCGGCCCGCCACCGCCCAUAGCUGCCUCGGUGGUAUUACAGCCUUCCACGACGCCGGGCAGGCGGGGAUCUCGGGGACACAUGCAAAAGAGUGAGGCCAAGGGCAUGUCGUCCAGCCGCUUAGCGUUCGGAAGCAUCCUGUUCGACCAUAGCUCGCGCGACUCAAGCAAGUCCCGCGUCGACUCUGUUUGGCGGAAUCUGCAACAUCGUGAACGAGCUCUACACAGAGAGGUGCAGCGAUUACUCGAUAUACAAGCCACAAGGCUCGGAUCCGGCGCCGAAUCUCUUGAUGCUAGCACUGUAGGGGCCGAGACGUGGAGCGAUUCCGGGAGUAGCACGCCAACGGGAACAUUCUAUUCCACAGCGACGUCCAAGUCACGCAUGAUGGCGUCUUUAGACCAUCCCGUACGCGCGACUCCUCGCGGCGACAUAAUACCUGUUCGACAGCCCAAUGUCCAGGGGCAGCAGGGCCUUCGUUCGGCGCGGAGCGGGCUGCGACAUGCGUUGGCAGCCCUUACCGGUCUCAAGACGGAAGAAAAUGCAUACAUUGAGUCGGCCCUCUCGCAGCGAAGGAAAGCUCUAGCCUAUCUAGGCAAAUUAGACAAGCGCAGGGUCAGCAUCUCUGCGGAAUUGCAUAGCUUAGCUGAUGAUGAUGAGGAGCCUCUGGCAAAGGAGCUGCGAAACCUGGGAGAGCAGCAUGAUACGUUAGGGCAGGAGAUCCGCGAGCUCGAGGAGAAGCUGGUUGGGAUGAGAAACCGCCACCGAUGGCUCGAGCGAAAGAUGGAGGACGUUCACAACCGCCGAGAGGCUGGCUUGAGUGGCUACAGAGGGGCUUUGAAGGAAGUUGAAGGAGAGGUCACAGCCCUGCUACGCCGGCCCCCCAUCGAACCCCUGGAUCUUGACGUUGUCGAAGCUGUAUCACGGAACGACUCUGGGACCGGAAACGAUAUCCAAGAGUUGCCUGGCGGGGCUGAGUUCUUCCGCAUGAUACCCGCGCGACGCACGCUGAGCAUGGCCAAGGACUGGUGGGAAAGUGAAAUGGACUUUCUACAGAAGCGAAAGGCGCAGGUAGAUAAGGAUCGCGAUGCGCUAGACCAAGGCACAGAGCUGUGGCAGGAAACGGUCAAACUCGUCACGACUUUUGAAGCAGACCUGCGUCAGUCUCUAAGCGGCGGUGCUUCCUCAGCCAAGGGCAAACAGACCCCACGUGCGCAACAAGAAGGCGUCGAGGCUCUCUUGCCACGGAUGGCCAAAGUCAUCUUGGAGCUUGAAGCAAACAUGAGGACGGCCGAACACAACACCUGGAAUCUCCUCAUCUGCGCCGUUGGCGCUGAACUAGAAGCAUUUAGAGAUGCCGAGACACUCCUUCGUGGAAGUCUACCAAAGCCCCAGACAGCGGUGGCAAAAGUUGACGAUAUCGAGGAACCCUGGCACAACGGCGAUGGCCACGAGGAGCAACAGGUCAGUGCGGCCACGGCUACGGCAGAGGUUCAUCAUGGAGAAAGUGACAACGAGGUUCCGCCCGACUUGCUGGUGUCACAUCUUGAAGAGCAUGACGACGACCAUUCCCAUGUCGGGUCCACACGAACUUCGUCUUCGAGGCGUGACAGCGAUAAUGAGGUUCCUCCGGAGUUCCUUGCCGAGCACAGUAAUGAUGAGGGCAUCGACUAAUACGAAGGUCCCUGAGCCCAUAACGUUCGUAGCGUUCGUAGCGAGUUCAAGUCAGGUACGCUAUUUGUUAAGAGCACCAGGUGCUGUUGAACAUGCAUCUUGUCAUGCAUGGGUACUGUAGUUUUUGGUAUUUGAACAAUGGUGGAGAGUUGGACUGGGUACGAAGUACAG
Colletotrichum godetiae is the source of this 2214-nucleotide messenger RNA. RefSeq lists its product as uncharacterized. The record is from RefSeq and is a predicted model, not a curated record. NCBI's taxonomy places the organism in Eukaryota, Fungi, Ascomycota, Sordariomycetes, Glomerellales, Glomerellaceae. The transcript has a single exon. The coding region runs from base 100 to 2043 and encodes 647 amino acids.